This is a messenger RNA of Tachyglossus aculeatus (Australian echidna), 2886 nucleotides long. RefSeq names its product ring finger and SPRY domain containing 1 (gene RSPRY1). Lineage: Eukaryota; Metazoa; Chordata; Mammalia; Monotremata; Tachyglossidae. The transcript has 15 exons. Gene Ontology annotation, cellular component: cytoplasm. Gene Ontology annotation, molecular function: protein binding; ubiquitin-protein transferase activity. The record is from RefSeq and is a predicted model, not a curated record. Bases 227 to 1954 code for a protein of 575 amino acids.
CGGGCUGCGCGUCCAUCUUUAUAGCGCGCUCCGAGCUGUCACAAAGGGGCUGCAGCGGCGCCCCGAGCCCGGGGACCGGACCCGGCCCGCUUCUGAAUGCCCCAGAUCAAUUUUAGCCAAUGAUGUUGGCGCUCGACUCUUCCAUCUCCUCUCCAUUCCGCGGCGUGAAAACGGCGCACAAACCCCGAUUCAAGAUCCCGGAAACAGUCCUCAGAAAACUUUCUAAAUGAUCGUCAUUGCUCUGGUUGUGUUCUAUGCUAGCAGAAGCCUGCUCCCAGGUUUCCUGCUGUCGCUAGAGCAGCGCGUGGCCAGCUUGCUGGGAACCCCCGGGACCCCAAACAUGGGCAACUCCUGCAUUUGCCGGGACGAUAGCGGCGCCGAGGAUAACGCCGACCCCCGCCAUCGGCAGUCGGAGAACAGUGUCCUGCCGGCGGCCGAAACCAGGAGCCAUCUGAGGGACCCUGUGAGGCCACCCAGGAGGGGGAGGGGACCUCAUGAACCCAGAAGGAAAAAGCAAAACGUGGAUGGGUUGGUGUUGGACACUUUGGCAGUAAUCAGGACGCUUGUAGAUAAUGACCAGGAACCUCCCUAUUCAAUGAUCACAUUGCACGAAAUGGCAGAAACAGAUGAAGGAUGGUUGGAAGUUGUCCAGUCUUUAAUUAGAGUAAUACCAUUAGAAGAUCCACUGGGACCAGCUGUUAUAACGUUACUAUUGGAUGAGUGUCCUUUGCCUACUAAAGAUGCUCUGCAGAAGUUGACUGAAAUUCUAAAUUUAAAUGGAAAAGUCGCCUGCCAGGAUGCAAGUCACCCUGCCAAACACCGUAACACAACUGCGGUUCUAGGAUGCUUAGCUGAGAAACUGGCAGGUCCUGCAAGUAUAAGCUUACUUAGCCCAGGAAUUUUGGAAUAUUUGCUUCAGAGUCUGAAUUUCCAGUCCCAUCCUACAGUAAUGCUUUUUGCACUAAUCGCAUUGGAAAAGUUUGCACAAACAAGUGAAAAUAAAAUGACUGUUUCUGAAUCCUGUAUCAGUGACCAGCUUGUCAUGUUGGAGACUUGGGCAGAUAACCCUGACUACCUGAAACGCCAAGUUGGUUUCUGUGCUCAGUGGAGUUUAGACAAUCUCUUUUUAAAAGAAGGCAGGCGAUUCACGUAUGAAAAGGUUGAUUUGAUUACAAUAAAGGCCAUGUUAAAUAGCAAUGAUGUUAGUGAAUACCUGAAGAUCUCACCACAUGGACUGGAGGCUCGCUGUGAUGCCUCUUCUUUUGAAAGUGUGCGCUGCACGUUCUGUGUUGAUUCUGGGGUUUGGUAUUAUGAAGUCACAGUGAUCACUUCAGGAGUAAUGCAGAUCGGCUGGGCCACCAAGGACAGCAAAUUUCUUAAUCAUGAAGGUUAUGGAAUAGGGGACGAUGAAUACUCUUGCGCGUAUGAUGGCUGCCGGCAACUGAUCUGGUAUAAUGCCCGAAGUAAACCACAUUCCCACCCCUGCUGGAAAGAAGGAGACACAAUAGGAUUCUUAUUAGACUUGCAAGAAAAGCAAAUGGUCUUCUGCUUAAAUGGUAACCAGCUUCCUUCUGAAAAGCAAGUCUUUUCGUCGGCUGUAUCUGGCUUUUUUGCCGCAGCUAGCUUCAUGUCAUAUCAACAGUGUGAGUUCAAUUUUGGAGCAAAACCAUUCAAAUUCCCACCGCCUAUUAAAUUUAGCACUUUUAAUGACUUCGCUUUCUUAUCGCCAGAAGAAAAAAUAAUUUUGCCAAGACACCGGCGCUUGGCUCUAUUGAAGCAAGUUAGUAUUCGAGAAAACUGCUGUUCACUUUGUUGUGAUGAAGUAGCAGAUACUGAACUCAAACCUUGUGGACAUAGUGACCUGUGCAUGGACUGUGCCUUGCAACUGGAGAACUGCCCAUUAUGUCGACAAGAAAUAGUGACUAGGGUCAGACAGAUCUCUCAUAUUUCAUGACACACGUGGAGAAGAUUCAUGGACUUAUUUCUUAUCAAUUCCAGCUGAUGGCAUAAAGAAUACGGACCUCCUUACCAGUAGUACGGACAUCGAAACUCUAACCAUGGCCAGAUCGAAAGCUAAGCGGCGGUUUGUCUGAUUUCAGGCAAAAUUCUAGAAUCCUUUAACUCAAUUCAGUCCUGGGAAAUUCCUUUUUUUUUUUUCCUUUCAAAUUGAGGGCCGUAUGCUCUGGGUGACUAAAGACUAAAUCCUGUCUCCAAGAAGACAGAAGCAGACAGCCUUCCAAAGGGCUGAAACAGAAUUUUUGCACUGGAAUUACAUGUGGAACACAUUCGAUUCUCCUAAAUCCAGAUGAGCUGUCCCUAACUCUGAAUUCUUUAUUUUUGGCAGAUGUUAAUAAGGAGAAGUGAUUUGCCAGUGUUUCUUGGUUUAAGUAUAGCUUCCUGCUGGUCAGAGACUGUAUGUUGAGUGGACAUGGACUGCAAGAUUUGAAUCUGUAAAAUGUAAACACGUCUUACCUGCAAGUUACAUGAAGGACAUGGAAGAAAGCGCACAGACUAUAGAGGAAAAAUCCCGACUUUUUGAUAACUCAGUGAUUCCAAAGAACAUCCUAAUUUUUUUUUAACUACGGAAGAUUGGUGGUAUUUUCACAUUCAUAGUGUUUUUAGCCAAUUUCGGUACCCACAUUUUGUGAAAGAAAUAAUGUUUUACUGAUGCAGGUGGAAUUCUACAAUAAUAGCAAUGCUGGACUGAAGAAAAUUCCAUAUUUAGGGUAUUUUUAAAGAUACCAUCAAUCAGUUUUUUUUUUAAUCUAUUGUUUUUGCAAGCAAUGUACCUUUGAAACUUUUGAAUACUCAAGGCCUGGAAAAGGAUUUUGAGAAAGUAUUGAUAUUGUUUUAAAUAAAUUCAUGUUAUUUGAAUAGUAAAUUCAA